AUGGACCCCAGUAAACAAGAUGCUCUUAGAAGUAUUGAGAAUUCCGCCUAUAGAACAGCCUUUAAGUUACAAUCAGUGCAAAUGCUGUGCCAAUUACUUCAUUUGCUUCUUCCAAUGGACUUGAUGGACAGCUCCCUGAUUCAGCAGGUCCUACUCCGCCCAAGCUUCGAGGAAGCCAGGGAGAGCUCCCUUUCUGUGCAGCAGCUUUUUCAGGAGCUCCAAGAGUUAUUUCAGAAGGCCAGGGUGAAAAAACCAGAACAGGUGCAUCUCAGAGCUCCAGAGCUCACCCUGAGCCUCUGUGAUUUGUUGCCAUACAGCACGGAAUCGGGUUUUCUCAAGCUUCUGCCUGUGGCUGCUGCCCUGGUCGCCCUCUCGGGGGACAGCCCUCUUACAAAAUACAGAGCUCUUUUUCAGCUCUAUGCAGAAAAACAGGGAGGCCAUGAUCCCAGGGCACGCAUGACUUGAAGGGCUUUGAGAAACCUAUUAACAGAUGUACAGCAGAUCCCAUCUGUCGUGGGAGAGAGUCGCACACUGUGCUCUGUGGAAAGUGCCGUCCUCAGCUGUUUCCGAGGGGUGUUGAGCCCAGGAAUCAAGGAGGAGAAAUUCCUGUCUUGGAUUCUGUCUGAGCCUCUCAUUCUCCUGUGGUUCCCAACCUGCUACCGCCUGUCAACCACACAACAGGCCACUUACCCUGUUCGGUGCGGUGCCUGCAAGACCUUCCCAAUUACAGGACUAAGAUACCGCUGUCUCAAGUGCCUAAACUUUGACAUUUGCCAAGGGUGUUUCAUAUCUGGUCUUCACAGCAAGUCCCACCAGAAGCUACAUCCUGACGUCGAACACUGUCAGUUGUCAGCAAAGGAAAAUACAAAACUCCUCCUCAGAACCCUCAGAAACAACCUGCUCCGGGGGUGCCUUAGGAGAAAUGAAGCUAUGAGAAGGCAGUGGCUGUUGGGCCAGGUGAAUCCAAAAGUCAUGGCUAACCAUGUGCAGGCCAGGCUCCUUAAAAAACAGUUAAACCGACACAAAGACAAGUUGCAAGCAAUAUACAACUCUCAUGAAGAAAAAAGUUGCAGAUUUGAAACAAUGAUUCAUGAGCUCAGAACCAAGCAGGACAGUCUAUGGACUGCAAUACAGCAGAUGGAGCAGGACCUAAAGACAAUGUUGCAACUAGCCCAUCCUUCAUCUUCCUGUCAAAACGCAGUGUCCAAGAUUGACUAUUCUUCAGCAGAUAGGUUUUGGAAGGGCGAAGAUUCUUUCCAGAUUAGGAAAUGCCCUGAGAACGGUCCAGAACAGGAACCUCUUCCUCACCCUACUGUGGUUGACAGAAGUCAAGCAAAUGCCGAGCACACUCUGCCAAAUUCAGAACAACCAGAGAACAUUUUGCAAGGCACUGGGGGGCAAAACCAUUCACCAAAGAUGGCGAAUGAAAUCCUUAGUCUCCUACCCAGUUACCAGGAUGAAAUGCUGCAGAACAACCCUCAAAUUUCUCCUACUAAAAUGAGCAGUCCUGAUCAUGCACCUGCGGAUAGAAAAGAGAUAGUUAACAUCAAAGAGAGAAAGAAUGAACAGGAGGAAGACGAACCACAAGAACUAUUGUCAAAGCUCCUGGAUGCCUUUAAUCUAGAAACAACAUCAGGACCCCAAACAUCUUUACAGCCUGAGUGUUGA
This is a messenger RNA of Castor canadensis (American beaver), 1668 nucleotides long. The record is from RefSeq and is a predicted model, not a curated record. NCBI's taxonomy places the organism in Eukaryota, Metazoa, Chordata, Mammalia, Rodentia, Castoridae.